Messenger RNA from Medicago truncatula (barrel medic), 1574 nucleotides. RefSeq lists its product as uncharacterized. NCBI's taxonomy places the organism in Eukaryota, Viridiplantae, Streptophyta, Magnoliopsida, Fabales, Fabaceae. Bases 79 to 1326 code for a protein of 415 amino acids. The record is from RefSeq and is a predicted model, not a curated record. The transcript is spliced from 2 exons.
AACAAGUAAAAAUUACACAAACGAAAAAACACGAAUCAAUUUCAUUGCAUUCACAAUAAUCACUUCUGCAUCAUCACCAUGAAAUCGCUUAUUUUCGUAAUCGCUUUUCUUCUCUUUAAUUCUUCCCUCGCUUCCGAAACCAAUCCUCCAUAUCCCAAAGCUUUUUCCGAUUUCAAGGAAUCAAUUGUGAAAGGAUUAGGGUUUAACGCAGAUGACUUCAAGGUUACGGGAUUUGAUCCUCGAGAAGCACAGGUUGGGCAUUCGGUAGAAUAUCAAUUCGACGUUGAAAUUGAUGAUAAAGUUGUUCCAUUUAAGCUUCUUGAAGAUACGAAACGUUGGGAUUAUGUUGAUCUUCCCAUUUUUAGGGUUGAGGAGGAAAAUGGAUUGGUGGAAAAACGGGUUGACGGAAAUGGGUUACCCGUUUUGGCUCCGUUUCAGCUUGCUGGACCAAUGGAGAUUUGGGUUCAGGAUGCUAAGGAUAUGAGACUCUCUCUCCCUCAUGAUGUGGAUGCUGGGGUGUUGAAGAAAGUCGUUUUGGCUGAUGGUGCAGUGGUUACUGUGAAAGGUGCAAGAUCAGUGAGUCUUCGCCAUCCUCUUACUUUACCUCUGCCGUUAAACCGAAGCCAAAAUGGCUUUGCUGCCGGGCUUCUCACGUUGGCUGAGCAUCUCCGCCAUGCUUCUCGUGGCCAAGAUGCUCCCCUUCUUUCACUCCGGAUUGUUGGUCCUACCUCACUUGAAGCCCCUUCCUCUGCAUCAACUUCUUCUAAUAACAGGUUGAAGCUUAAGCGUCUUGCACCUGGUCUUGUGGAGUUAUCCUCUCAAUCAAAAUCCAAAUUAGUUGACACUUCCCUGUCUACCGUUGAUCUCCAGGAGGAAGCCCCGACCCUCCUUACUCCUACCCAGUUUACCGCAUUGUGGCCUCUUGCCUCUCUUAAUGGAUCAAAUGCAAACUUGUUGGGUUUUGAGAGAUUGUUAUCUUCUGUGUUGGGUCCUAAGGCGAAUGAAAAAGGUUCCUUCAGGUUGUUGAAGGCUGAUGUUUCUGCUCAGACUUUUGUGAAGAUAGGAUUCCAAGCUGAGAAGAAGCUGAAAGAAGGAGAUGGGAUUAGUUUUGAGGGUUUCCCUGAAUGGAGGACUAAGCCUGACACUGUGAGGUUGCAUUUUGAGGUGCUGGCUAAAGUUGAUGGUGAUAAAGUCAUACCUGAGAGAGUCAUGCAAGUGAACCCUGUUGUCACAGAGGACAGUGUGGCGCCAAAUAUGCUGACUAACAAUGGGACCAUGUCAAAGAUGCCACUCGUUCAGCCUCCGCCCAUCCCCUUCGCCUUGUAAAUCAGUGGCAAGGGUUUGAUUUUUGUAAACUUUACUCAAAAGGAAUUGUAGAGGGGAUUCUCGUCUUGCCUUUGAUAUAUAGUAAACGUCAUAGUUAACACACUUGUACAAAAUGCCGAGUAAUGAGAAAGUUUUUUUAUUUGUCCAUUUGCUUCUGAUUCUGAUAAAUUGUAAUAUUUUUCAACUAUUCAGAGUUACUAUGGUCAAACAAUUAUUAACUUAAAAUGUAGAAUUUUAUGUUAUCAAUA